Messenger RNA from Penicilliopsis zonata CBS 506.65, 1698 nucleotides. RefSeq lists its product as hypothetical. The transcript has 2 exons. The record is from RefSeq and is a predicted model, not a curated record. The coding region runs from base 128 to 1315 and encodes 395 amino acids. NCBI's taxonomy places the organism in Eukaryota, Fungi, Ascomycota, Eurotiomycetes, Eurotiales, Aspergillaceae.
GGCCCGGUUUCAUACGACGCUCAAAGUACUGGAAAUGGGCCGUGCAGCGUCAGUCGAGACUUAAAUAUUCUCUUCGUCCAGUCUGCGGCCCCCUGGUCUUCCGUCUGGAUUUAUUCUCGCUCUCCUGAUGGAAGGGAAGAUCGAUUUCCUCUGCGAACUGCCCGGCGAUACGCCUACGCCCGCCCAGCAGGUGUUUGAGCUGGAGGGCGAAUCCCCCCCCCCCCUUCCCCCUGUCAAUAUUCAAUACAUCCAGCACGAACGAGAAGAAGAAGACGAAGAAGAAGAAGAAGAUGAAGAAGAAGAAGAAGAAGAAGAUGAAGAAGAAGAAGAAGGAGCUCAAGAGGCGGACUUUGAGAAGCGCGAGAUCGUCCCGGAUUCCCAUCUUCCGCCAGCGCCGUCCACCGUCAUUUCGACCUCGACCACAUCGUCUACUUCACAGUCGAUCGAACUACCAUGGCAACCAUGCGUGAUUCCUCAAACACCCGGCAAAUCGCCUUCCCGCCCCUUCCUACGCGCUUUCAGCCCCCACCUCUUCUCGCCCUCGCUCCUCACCCCAACCGACUGGUUUGUCUUCCUCGACGCCCUCAACGCCAUCUGGCGCACCACCCGCACCCGCCUGGGGCUGGCGCCCGAAGAUCCCAGCCUGCAUGGCCGGGUGAUCUCGUACCUGAACCUGGCCAACGAGCGGCUGUUCGCCCCGCGCGCCUUGUGCGUGCGCGUCCUGCGCACGCCCGAAAUGCUGGCCGAGAUCGGCUUCUUCGACAGGGGUUACUCGGAAAGCGAUUUUCUGCGCUCCGUCACCGUCCUGGAUAAGCUGCACGGCUGCGUCAUGCCGCUCGAGGUCGAGGAGGAGCGCGAGGAGGAAGACGACAGCGUGAGCGUGACGGGGGUGGGGUUUGGGUCGGGCGUCGAGGCCGUCGCCUGGCUGAAGAAGACGAGCGCCGGCUCCGCCAUGUCCGACAUCGAGAAGGGCCGUGCCCGCGGCCUCCAGCAGGUCGCCCAGGCAGAGGCCGUCAAGCGCGGCGUGCAGGCGUACGUCGAGCACGUCGAGGAGGAGAUGGAGGUCGCCCGCUCCAAGGCCGCGGGCAAGAUGGUCGAGCUCUCGGGUAAAGCCAGAUCCCGCGUCCAGCGGAGCCUGAUCAAGGAGCUUGAGGGCAUGAAGAAGGCCAUGGUGCGCGAGGUCGACGGGCAGGAGAAGAAGGUCGCGCGUCAGAUGAAACUGGGAGAGAAGCAGCUGGCCGAUGUCGAGCGCAGGGAAGGCCGACUCCGCGCCUUUUGGAUUCUGGUCUCUCGCCUGCCGCAAGAUGUACUAUAGCCAUCCUCCCCCUACAUCACGUAUCGAAAGAAUAGGUUUUCCCCGUCGGUCAAAUCGUCAAAGGCAAUUUUGUCCCUCAGGCUUUCGUCGAGAUCCAUCGCAUCGCGACGCCGGUUUUCGCGCCUCAGAUGGAUAUACAGAAGCGUCGCGCAAGUGAUGGUGAUACAGUAACUGCUUUGUCAGACAUCGCCUUUUUUAAACAAAUUUUUUUUUAUAAAAAAAGGGGGGGAAAAAAAGGACACACCAUAUGAUCAUCCCUUUCCACAACUCCGGAUAAUGCUGGGCCUUGGUCUCGCUCUUCACCAACUGCGGUCCGAUGAUGUUGCCUACCGUGUAGGCAACGAACACAGUGGCUGCCAUGACGGUCUUCUUGGUUGCACCGG